Messenger RNA from Phaedon cochleariae (mustard beetle), 1938 nucleotides. The record is from the annotation of a GenBank genome assembly. Lineage: Eukaryota; Metazoa; Arthropoda; Insecta; Coleoptera; Chrysomelidae.
AUGACUAAAGAAGUAAAAACAUUUCUGAUCCCAAACGAUUUAUGUAGAAGAGCUGGCAUUGCAGUAACUUGGCUUCCCAUUGAUCAAAUAUCAGUAUUUGCUUAUGAAAGAAAAAAUAUUCACCAGAAAGAUCAACCCAGUCACUUCUCAUCAAAUAAUCAAACUUCUAUCUUCCACUUGAGACAAGAUGUAGUUCUUUUCCAUCCCAUACUACGCAAAUUGGUUAAUGAAUCACAUGGUGUAUUCCUAGCUGUGCAAACGUUGAUGACUAGCAAAACAGUCAACCAAAGAAUAGAAUUGUUCAAGCUCAGUAGGCAGUAUAGAUCCAUAAUACGUGCAUGUCUGGAAAACUUGCAAGAUGAGAUAAUGAAAUCUGGAGAUGGUGUAGAAAAAGAAGAGUUACAGAAUUACAUUACAGUAUUUUACUCAAUUGAAUGUAUCUGGCACUUGUGUGAAAUAUUAUUUGUUGAAGUUAUGCCAGGAAAUCUUGUUCUAACACAAUUGUUAGAAUGGAUUCGAUUUCAUUUCCCAAAAUAUGAAAGGAAUGCAGCUACAAUGUUGUCUGGAGACUUAACUGGACUUGAAUCUCAGCCUGAGUAUUGGGAAACUGUUUUGGGAAAUUUGUUACAAGGCAGGAUCAAAGUUGUAAGGGUGUUGUUGAGACAACAUUCUGCUUCUGAUAGUAGCAUAUUCAAAUUGGUUGAUCAUGUCUUCAAAGCUAUGCCUUUAUGUAAUGGUUCUAAUGGUCCAUCAAUCAAUGACUUCAACAUGCAGUGGAGACAUUGGACAAUGGAUGUUCAGUCCAAGAUAGAUGCUAAAUUAUUCACUUCUGAAAAACAUCUAGAUUUGAUGAUGAGGCUGGUAGUAGGAGAAGAACAAGCGUGGAUUGAAAUUCAAGACCAGUGUGAGGCCUGGUAUGAAUAUUUAGCUGGAUGGUUGUUUUUCACUGAACCAACAGUAAAACCCUUUGAACUGGGACAGUUUGCAAAGAGAAGUAUAACAAAAAUGAGAAUGAAUCAUCAUAUGAAACACUUGGAUAGAGUAUUGUUGGCAGCCAUGGAAUUUGACAUUUUUCAAGUAAUCAAGGAAAUUCAGUACAUGCCUGAGAAUGGUUGGUUUGUUAGCCACUUAACGGAUCUACUUCAUCACUGUGAAAGACUUUCAAGUUUAGAAAAAGAAGUAGAGAAUUUCUCGGCCGAAAAGCUACGUGAAUCUUUUAUACUGGACUAUGCGGUCACUCUAAUGGGCCACAAAUCUUUGUGGCAAGUAGGAUUAACUUAUUUAGAUAACUGUCCAAACGAUGGCCUUCAAGUGAUCGAACUACUUCUACCUAGGAUACAUAUCGAUACGGAAUCUAAAGCACUAAAAAUUAUCCGAGAGGCUAAAAAUAGAGGACUAAAUUCUGUUGUUCAGUGCAUCUGUAAAGUCCAAGGAAUGAUCUCGAUGAAGAGGGGAAGACUCGGGAACGCUCUAUCUUGGGCUUUGAAGUCACAAGAUGGGCCGUUCACCUCUUUCUUGGCCGACAAAUUCUUGCAGGAAUAUAUCAAAAGUGGAAGAUUAGACAGUAAAGAUUUACUAGACAAUCUCGGAUCCUGCAUGCUUGUCAGUGAUAGGCUUAUAUUCUUAGGAAAGUAUUAUGAGUUCCAGAAACUCUACCAAUCUGGUGAAUACAGGGAAGCAUCAAUGUUACUAAUUUCCCUAAUGGCAUCAAAAAUAAUUCCAAAAUAUUUCUGGUAUAUUUUACUUCUUGAGGCAAUUCCAUUACUGGAGAGUGAAGAAUUACUAUUUUCUUCGAAUGAUACCUUCACAAUCAUCCACUGCCUGGAAGAAAAAGAACAUCUUCCAGAGUUGAAAGAAAAAAUCGAAAUUUUAAGGUUAGCUGCUGCUAGAAAUUUGUCUCGAGCGUUAACAUAUGAAGCACAAACUAUUAAUUAUUGA